AUGAGGACUAGACGGAGUGCAAAAUUAAUCGAAAAUACUCAGUCAAGUCCCGAAACAAAGGAAGAAGAUUCAGUAAUAGAUGAAUCGCACGUUCUUUUAGAUUUUAAAGAGUUCCAUUCCACUGAAAUAUUCCAGGGUUCGACUUUCAAUCUUAUUUCAUCGGAUAAAAAACAGGGUACUGUUUACAAAAUCGAUAACAGUAGUUUUAAUAAAAUUUCAUUUAAUAAUUUUGAAACGGACACUCCCACAUGUUUAAUUAAUGAUUAUUUGCCUUUAAACGGCACUCACGUAUCCAAUGGAAUGACAUAUAUAUUGGUAGACAAAGAAAGCUUAAAUAAAACAUCAGAUACCAAAUAUGAUGGUGAUUCAAAUUCAGGAAACAAAAUAAGAUAUUGGUUCACUGACAAAUCUGUAGAAUUUAACACGGAUAAAUAA
Molecule: messenger RNA, 435 nt
Organism: Theileria orientalis strain Shintoku
Lineage: Eukaryota; Apicomplexa; Aconoidasida; Piroplasmida; Theileriidae
Exons: 1
Coding region: 1-435 (144 amino acids)
Source: RefSeq, a predicted model, not a curated record